Messenger RNA from Trichomycterus rosablanca, 4698 nucleotides. RefSeq names its product E3 ubiquitin-protein ligase TRIM62. Gene Ontology annotation, cellular component: cytoplasm. The record is from RefSeq and is a predicted model, not a curated record. Gene Ontology annotation, biological process: positive regulation of canonical NF-kappaB signal transduction; innate immune response; protein ubiquitination. NCBI's taxonomy places the organism in Eukaryota, Metazoa, Chordata, Actinopteri, Siluriformes, Trichomycteridae. The transcript has 7 exons. Gene Ontology annotation, molecular function: zinc ion binding; protein binding; ubiquitin protein ligase activity. Bases 305 to 1783 code for a protein of 492 amino acids.
UCUGCUCUCUCCCGGUCAGUUUCAGUAUUCAGGGAUGUGAGGAGCUGCGGGUCGGCUGUAGCUUUUCAUAUCGAUGCUGACAGAGAAGCUGGAAUUGUUUUAACAUAUUUAAUAUAACGAGGACUUUCUUAUAUAAACACACGGAAAGGAGCUGUUGAAGGACUGGUCCACAGCAGGACUCUUCAGAAAAUACUGAAAGAUCAACUUAAAGUAACAAAUCUCCACAAACACCACCAAAGCAGGACACACAUCUAGUCAACUGCGUUUAGUUCUCGGCGUACUUCACAUUUCAGCUUCUCUGUGCAUGCAAAUGGCGUGCUGUCUAAAAGACGAGCUCCUGUGUUCCAUCUGUCUGAGCAUUUACCAAGAUCCAGUGAGUUUUGGCUGCGAACACUACUUCUGCCGCAAGUGUAUCACUGAGCACUGGAACAGACAAGAGCACCAUGGCACGCGCGAUUGUCCUGAAUGUCGGAGGACUUUCACCAGCCCACUGCUCUCGCCAAGCCUCAAGCUCUCCAACAUCGUGGAGAGGUACUCGGCUUUCCCACUGGACGCAAUCCUUAAUGCACAGAGGAACACAUACCCAUGCAAGGAUCAUGAAAAGGUCAAGCUUUUCUGCCUCAGUGACAAGAGUCUUGUGUGCUUCUUCUGUGAUGAGCCUGCCCUACAUGAGCAGCACCAGGUGACCACUAUUGAUGAAGCCUAUGAAGAAAUACAGCGAGAGAUGAAGGAGCAACUGGCAGCUCUGCAGGAGAGCGAGAGGGGACACACAGAAGCUCUUCAGCUGUUGCAAAGGCAGCUCACCGAGACCAAGUCCUCAGCUAAGAGCCUGAGAGCUACGAUCGGUGAAGCAUUCGAGCGACUGCAUCGCUUCCUGCGUGAGAGACAGAAGAGUAUGCUUGAGGAACUUGAGGCAGAUACGGCUCACACGUUGACCGACAUCGAGCAAAAGCUACAGCGCUACAGCCAGCAGCUCCGUGACGUAACGGAGGGAAUCCAGAUCCUGCAGGAGAGGCUCAGCGAGACCGGCCGUCACGAGUUCCUGGAAGGGGUGGCCCUAACAUCUGAAAGAGAGCAAGUGAUUCGAGGAAGGUAUUGCUGGUGGAAGAUACCCAGAAUAAAGGGCAAAAUACAUGAAACCAACCUCACCUAUGAAGAUUUCCCAACAUCUAAAUAUAUGGGGCCGUUACAGUACACAAUCUGGAAGUCUCUGUUCCAGGAUAUAUCUCCAGUGCCCGCUGCCUUGACGCUGGACCCCCUGACGGCCCACCAGCGGCUCAUCCUGUCAGACGACUGCACCAUAGUGGCGUACGGCAACCUGCACCCGCAACCUCUUCAGGACUCGCCUCGCCGCUUCGACGUAGAAGUGUCCGUUCUGGGGGCAGAGGGCUUUUGCUCUGGCGUUCACUACUGGGAAGUGAUGGUCUCUGAGAAGACCCAGUGGAUGAUCGGCGUGGCCAAUGAAAUGGUCAGUCGCAAGGGCAACAUCCAGAUCAGUCCGAGCCGCGGCUUCUACUGCAUCGUGAUGCAUGACGGCAACCAGUACAGCGCCUGCACUGAACCCUGGACCCGUCUCAAUGUUAAAAGCAAGCUGGAGAAAGUGGGAGUGUAUCUAGAUUACCCGAAAGGUUUGCUGGUCUUCUAUAAUGCUGAUGACAUGUCCUGGCUCUACACCUACCGAGAGAAGUUCCCUGGCAAGCUGUUUCCGUAUUUCAGCCCUGGUCAGAGUCACGCCAACGGGAAGAACGUGCAGCCACUGCGGAUCAACACUGUGCGACUAUAGGAUAAAUAAAUAUAUACAUCUAUGUUUCAAGCUUAUAAAGACAAAUAAGUGUAUUUUUGUCAGGAAGUCAGAAUAAGUAUGCACCCAAUGUUUGUGCUGUAGGAUAUUCACUCAAUGGUCUUAAUGGCACCAUAAUGUUUUGACCCCUGUAGCAAAAAUAUGGAUAGGAAAUAAUAAUGGAGGUUCUUGCAUAUUUUGAAGACACCUCUGAGCUUCUUUUUUUAGUGUUGCUGGUCAUUUGCAAUCACGUCAUUUUGCCCUUUUGCUCACUCUGCUGCUCUUAUACAAUGCCCCAACUCAUGUCAUGUCAGCCCCCAGAGGCCACGUUCUCCCUCACCCCGUUUUGUUGAAGAGAGAGUUUCUGUGUUUGCAGCCAGUGCUGUGAAGAAAUAUCACCUAUUAAUCACUGUGCAAGCAGCUUGGUGUGUUUGUGGAUUGUCCACUGCUGUACUGCUACGCUAUAUUACUGUUUCUUAGCACCGGUUCUGUUCUAUCCUGUGUUCGCUCGUGACUGAUGAGAUCCUGAGCCUUUUCUUCAUUUCACAGUGGCACCAUUUGUUCCUCAGGUGAUAUUUUUCGACGACGAGGGUCUGCCAGCUUGACUUUGCAGUCCACCAGCAGUAAAUCACAACCUGACCGUCAAAUUGUGCUAAUUUGUGAGUGUUCGUGAGGUGAAUUUUUAUACGAGACCUGACACCUCUGUGUCGUUCCCUCUGGUCACCAGCUGUCACAACAUGCCUUUGUACUUAUUGUGAUUGAUCGUGUGACCUUAUACUUUUCCUGUCCAUCAACAUUAGUGUUUUAUUUUUAUACACAUAUAUUUUUAUUCUACUGGUGUUUGCUUCCUAGUACAUUCCUUUACCGCUGUGUUUUCUCCCUGAGCAUCCUGCUGGAAACCAGCAUGUUAAAACGAGCAAAGGAUUACUAUUCUGGGCCAUCUGUCUACUUGAAGUAAUCUAAUGAGGCAGAAAUGGUGCACGGUGGUUGUUUGAUUUUGCAAUUACCCAAAAUCUGCAAAGUCACUUUAUUAGUCUUUUUUUCUCCUUAUGAAUGAAGAUAAAAUGAAAGCAAAACGAAUGGGCCAAAUAUGUUUCGUUUUUAAAACCUGUAUGUUGUUCAGUGUAAAUACUGUAGUUCUGUCUAAUAUUUGUUGUGGUUCAAUGAGGGCAGAUACCUAAAGGGUUUGGCCAUUAGAGUCAUAAAAGCACUGCACUAAAUUCUAAAGAACACUACACCUGCUCCUGAAUGCACUUUCAGAUGUUCUCAGUUUGCCCUAAAGGGCUGGAACCACUACUGCAGUGUAAACAUGUGGUAUACUGAUAUCCUCUACGGCCCAAUUAUGAAACGCAGCUCCUUUUGUGCAAAUACUUAUGGGAGCUUUUAAUGGUUCUUUGUAUGUGGUCUUUCUCCCAUAUCACCAAUAACCAGUUCCUACAAUAUUGUGUCUCAGAAAGUACCGUACCCAACAGAAAAAUGUGACCCUGGUCUGGACAAAAGGAGUUCAUGAAUUAGAGAUCAUGUGACUUUGUAUCUUUUGGUUGAAAGAAUAUUCCUGUGACCUCAUUUCUAUCCACCGCAUCUGUAGUAUCAGUAAUUACACUCAAGCCAGUCUCGAAACUUCAUGAAGGGUUUUAAUCAUCAGUUACAAACUUCUAACCACCUUCAAGUGGAACUGCUUUGACCUCUUUUUAAAUGUUAAUCUCUUGAAGAAACACAGCACAUUGUAAAGUAUGUAAAAAUAUGACCUUGAUUAAAAUGUGGCCCGCCUGCUGUUUAUUUUACUCCAGUGCUUUUUGAAGCCCCCACCCCCUUAAAAAAAUUGCUGUAUUUGCACAAUUCCAUUUCUAAUUUAUAUAAUCAGUUUCUGGGGUGCUAUGGUGGUACAUCAACAUGGCACCUGGAAGCAUUGGUUAGAUCCUUGUGGUCAUGCGCUGUCUAAGGAGUAAACAUUUGGCUUCCCCCAGCCUACCAAAUGGCAGAGUAAGAUUUGCCUGGUCUAAAUUGCCCCUAGGUGUAUGAUGCCCUAUGAUGGAUUUACCGGGAUAAAGCUGUUCUUUAAAAAGAAUCAAUAAUAAACAUUGUGAUAAUUGCAUGUAUGCUAAAGAUGCUGUUAACACUGGAGCAUUCCUUUAAAAUCUGCAGACUGUAGUCAGAGCCAACAUGAUAUUAAAGAAAUUGAAACGAAAUGUAUGUAUUUAUCUUCUAGUUUUAAAUGCUUUUUAUUUAUUGAGCGUUUUGUUAAUUUUGUGCCAUUUAUUUUGCAAAGUAAGGCAGAGAAAGUGGUCAUGUGGUCAUGUAUGAAUUCCCUGUGGAUGAUCUACACACGUCUUAGUAUUUUUAUUGCAACAGAAAGCAUUGACAGAUAGUUCUGUGAUUGUUGGAAUUCUUCAUGCAGGAUCUGCUCAGAGUCCUAUGGUAGAUUUCCAACAUUGUUACUAAACAUUGUUUUCAAUAGCUUUGGUAUUUAAAAUUUUUGUAUUGAAUUCCCUUACACUGCAUUCACAGCUUGGUCAUUUGCUUCUAAUUUUUUGAUUUAUCAUUCCAUGUAUUGAACUCGGACCUCUGAGUUAUUUAUAUUUACAUUGUGUGAUGCUUGUUGUGUUGAUGUUUAAGGGUUUGGGCAGUGCCCAGCAUUAUGUGUGGGAUGUGUUACUGUGCAUCUGGACCUCUACAGAUUUGUAUGGUGCAGGACUAUUGUCCGUUUGAGGUAGUCCUCUUUACUGGAUGGUUGUGGGUUACUGGAUGUAUUGAGUUGAUGUUUAAUUAUAAUGGUGACAAUGAUUAUGAAUCUGAUGACUGUGUUUCUGGAUGAUGGAUACUUGGGACCCAGCAUUGUGUAUACACACUGUGGUGUGCUCCUGCUGCUGGGCAUCUUUACAAUGUUUUACUGUUCGAUUAAACAAUGGUGAAACUAA